GAAGAAAUGACUACGACUGAUGCAGUUUACAAGACGCCACAUUCAACCAUUCAUUGCGCCAGCAAAGGGGAUGAUACUUGGAAGCAAUUUGCAAGCAGACGUAGAAAGAGAAGAACGAAAGGCAGCUUGCUGAUCCAUACAACGGGACAGAAUGGCGUGCAGCAGCGCUCUCCCCCUCAGUGUUUGCACCUCAGGCUUGGUGCCGAGCUGGUUGCCUGGCGCGUUUCACUACAGUGUCUCCUCAAGGUGGACCCUCCACGUCUCCCAACGAACAACUAGAGUCGGCGCGGGUGCGAGGUCCCAGCAGGAACGGCAUCACAGUACUGAGGCUGAACAUGACGGAAAGCGGCCUGCGUGGGUUCCCCACCCCGACACGCUCAAGUACGGCCACAAGCGCGUCUUGGCCCUCGAUGGAGGGGGCAUCCGGGGCAUCAUCCUGGGAGUGGUUUUAGAGUACCUGGAGGACACCAUCCUUGAGGUUCUGAGGGAGCGGCAUAAGAACGAAAAUAUUGAGCGAAAAGACAUCUACCUGGCAGAAUUCUUUGACAUCAUCGCUGGGACCUCCACGGGGGGCCUGCUCGCGCUCUACCUGGCGUCUAGGGGCCGGACUUAUGACACCCUGGGCAAAAGCAGGCUGGGCCUCACAGAAAAGGAGAGGAUGAUGAUGGAAGAACCAAACAACAAAACCUACCACCGCAAGGGUGGCGCAACAGCAGCUCUUCAAAUGUAUCGGGCCAACGCGUCGAACAUCUUCAAGCACACGGUGCCAGGCUAUCUUCGCUGGGCUCCCGUGGAGUGGAUCAGUGAAACCUUCUUGAGGGCUAAGUAUGGCUCUAACGGCAUUGAGAGUGUGCUGCAAGACGUUUUUGGUGCUGACACCCAGUCUAAGAAGAGCCCGAUGCUGACUCUCAAGGACCUCUCGGCCUCCGUGGUGAUCCCCAGCUUCAAUACCAAGGAGAUCUCGCCCUUCACGUUCUUUUACAACUCGUGCGCCAACUGCCAGCGGCCCGGCUUCACGUUUGUGGGCAACAACCCAAAAGACAAGUACGCGUCCGACGAACUGUGCACGUUCACCGCCAACUUCCCGCUCUGGCAGGUGGCACGUGCCACCUCAGCAGCGCCGACGUUCUUCCCAGUUGCGUUUGUUGAGCACGUGGGCCCUGAUCCGAAGAAUGACGAAGGCGUGAAGCCACCCAUUGAGCCCCUGGAGCUUAUCGAUGGAGGCGUUGCUGCCAACGACCCCGCAUUCCAGGCCGUCCUGCUCCAGGGCAAGAUGUAUGGUGCGUCUCUGAAAGCCGAGAAUAAGAAACCCAAUUGGUUGCUGCCCACGGAUUUCGCGAUCCUGUCCCUCGGCACGGGGACGAUCAAGACGGCCGCGCCUCAGAAAGGCGGCGCUAAGCUGUCGGUGGUGAGCGAUCUGGUGGGCAAAGUGCUGAUGGGCAGUGCCUCCGACCUGGUGCACAGCUACUUCAAGGCCAUGAUGGCCAACCUGCCCGAGGGGGAGGGGCACAAGCCUGAGAUGGACCGGGAGCCGCCGUGUCCGUACCUGCGCAUCCAGAAGACGGACACCAGCUCGGACGAUAAGAAGGAGAUGAUCAAGCUGGCACAAGACGUGCUCCAGAGGGCGGCGACGGAUGACGAGAAGCAGCGCUACAAGAACUGCCUCAACAUCAUGGAUGACGUCAGCGAGGCGAACAUGAACAUGCUGGAGCACAUCGGGGAGUUUCUGGGGCGCCACAUCACGGGGCGGGUGGCGCAUGAUGAGGACGGCCGGAAGCACCGGAACCUGUUGAGGGACUACGUGGUGGAGUACGUGCUGAAGCCUGCUGAAGUAGCAGGUAGCAACUAGAGCGGGCCUUCUUUUCAAGGGUGGGAGUUUUGGAGCAGCGGUGAAGAGAGUGUUGAUGAGUUGCACGAGAGCCGCGUGGGACUACAAUCGACCGCCAAUGCCGCCUUGCUUGCGAGCACUGCUGAGUAGCGGGUACGCUUGAUUGUCAUCGCGCCCAUCAUUGGGGAGCGAAAGGUUACAAUAGUGUUGUGUGUUGUUCUGCUACGUACUGUUAUCUGGGAGCAGAAAUUAGUUAUUUAGGUGGUUGCAGAAACCAGCAAACCUUGACUUGUAUUGGUAUCGCCUUUGAGGACCAUAGGCGCUGUAAAGUAAAAUGAACGAUAGUCAGCCUACAAUUUGCUUGAACCUACUGUAGCCUAGGUUACGAACGAAAAAUGUGGGUGUACUUUACCAGCUGCUAUGUUUUGGUAUCUGGGAUGAGCAGAAAUUAGUUAUUUAGGU
Klebsormidium nitens is the source of this 2290-nucleotide messenger RNA. NCBI's taxonomy places the organism in Eukaryota, Viridiplantae, Streptophyta, Klebsormidiophyceae, Klebsormidiales, Klebsormidiaceae. The record is from the annotation of a GenBank genome assembly.